Molecule: messenger RNA, 1064 nt
Organism: Mercurialis annua (annual mercury)
Lineage: Eukaryota; Viridiplantae; Streptophyta; Magnoliopsida; Malpighiales; Euphorbiaceae
Exons: 3
Coding region: 31-813 (260 amino acids)
Molecular function (GO): protein binding
Source: RefSeq, a predicted model, not a curated record
AACCAGUUGUAAAAAAAUAUUAGUGUUAGUAUGAAAUCUCUCCUCUUAAGAACCGGAUCUGUUCAGCCCCACGCGCCGCUUACUCCCGGCGGUUCAUCGAAACUCUCUCUCUCUCGAUCCAGUUCAGUCACUAGUUUUCUCUCCGGCGAGAAAAACAGCUCGAGCUCCCCGAAUAUCUCGCUGCAUUUGGACAUCAACCGCCGCAGUAGCAGAGACGCGCCAAUUCGGCGCGCUUUUUCAGAAGCGGACAUCGUCAGAUCGGAGACGGAGAUUUUCGGUAGCUUUCCGGCUAGUAUAGUGGAGGAGGAGUCCUUGGAUUUGAAUUUUGAUGGAUUGUUAUGGAGUGAGAGUGGCGGUGAUGGAUUUGGGAAAGGAAAGAACUCAGGCGGUGGUGGCGGUGCUGGAAGCGGCGGCGCAGAUGACUUAAGGAAAAUCGGUGAUAAUUACAAAAAAAUGUUGAAGUCUAAUCCUAGUGACUCAUUGCUGCUUAGAAACUACGGCAAAUUUUUGCAGGAGGUGGAGGGAGACAUGGAAAAAGCAGAAGAAUAUUAUGGGAGAGCAAUAUUAGCAAAUCCUGGAGACGGGGAAGUGUUAUGUUUGUAUGGGAAAUUGAUUUGGGAUCAUCAGAAAGAUGGUGAGAGAGCUAAAUCUUAUUUUGAUCAAGCUCUUUCUGCCUCUCCUCACGAUAGCAUGGUGAUGGGAUCAUAUGCACAUUUUAUGUGGGAAGCCGAGGAAGACGAAGAAGACGAUGACGUGAAUAGCAAGGUUCUAGGAGGACCCUUUGCCAAGAAACAUAAAGUUGAAUGGCUUUAGCCCUUUUAAAGAGGCAAAAUAUUGUUAACUUCAAUAACAAAAAUAAAUAAUCAAAAUGCACUUUACUUGAAAUAGGCUCUACUAAUAGAAAUUACUAAGACAUGGAGAGAAAUAUUGAUAUUAAUAUAAAUAUAAAUAUAUAUAAUGUAUCUGUUUGGAUCUAAGGUUACAACUGUGUACUCAAUAAUGUUGUUGACAAUGUUAUCAUAAGUUGAGAAAUAUAAAAUUUUAUAAAAUGAGUUGUUUCCUCU